AUGGGCCCAAGUCCGGAGCGUCUGUUUCUCUCCUUUCUAUACUACUUCAAUUCAAUCUUAGGAAUAAACCCGUACGUCUUCGAUCGCCAUGAGGGGCUCAGGUUCCGUACUAGUACACUUAAACGCUAUUGGUCCUUUGCUAUCGGUAACCUGACGGGCAUACUGGUCCUGUUCAGUUUUUACAUCGUUCUUGUUAACAUGCUAAGCACUGAACCAACCUUACAAUACAAUCGUGCGAUGAACAUCUGCUUCGUGCUUGUGGGGGCACAAAUCUCAAAUCUCGUUCUAUUGCUACUGCUUUUCGUUGCACGAUGUUACGGUGCUAUCAAUGCGCAACUAGAAACCGCAAUUUAUCAGCUGGUACCAUUUGAAACCGAUUGCUCGUUCUGGGAAAAACGCAGGGUGCUACGGCAGCAGAUAUGUUGCGACGUUAGUGAUAGACUAGACGAUCUUCUGGUGCUGCAUCAAAGUUUAACGGAUCUCGUUCACCAGGUUUUCCAAAUCCUACAAAUGCCAAUUCUGCUCAUCGCCCUGAACCAAUUCGUCGUAAUAGUAUCUCGGUCUCGCCGAGCAGGAGCCAUAUUGAAUGCCUUCAUAAAUGCUUCAAUCGAUCGACGCACCGAGCAGAGCAUCGAGCGCUUCAGUCUGGCAUUAAUGAACACUAAAUCCAAGCUUCGUGUGGCCGGUUUAUUCGAACUUGAUCUAGAGUUUCUGUAUUCGCUGGCAACGACCACUACAUCCUACCUAAUCGUGUUAAUACAGUUCCAGUUGAAAGAUUAG
Molecule: messenger RNA, 780 nt
Organism: Anopheles aquasalis
Lineage: Eukaryota; Metazoa; Arthropoda; Insecta; Diptera; Culicidae
Biological process (GO): sensory perception of taste
Cellular component (GO): membrane
Source: RefSeq, a predicted model, not a curated record